AUGUCCACCUCCCUGCGGCCAUUAAGACCGUCACGGUCGAGUGUGGAAGUCAUCAAGACAGGAGUCCCUGCCCCGAUUAAGCGAACGAACGUCUCCUCCGCGUGCCUAUCAUGUCGAAGCCGGCGCCGCAAGUGUGAUGGCUCGAGACCUUGUUCGCACUGCGCACGUGCCAGUGAGGAGUGUAUAUACCAGACCGAUCACCGAAGCAAGAGGUACAUGCAAACAGUGUUGGCGAAAUCCAAUGAACAAAGUGCAGGGUUCAAUCUGCUUCUGAAGGCGAUACGACGGUCUUCUCAAUUGGAAGGAGAAGAGAUUGUGCGGGCUCUGCGCUCUGGCGAUGAUGUCUCCACGGCACUCAAAGGGCUGGAAAGCAACGCGAAGUCUCCUGGUGACCUUGACAAGGAGCACGGUUUCCUGGCCAAAGAAGCACCUCCGCGCUCUUUAUCAGCUGCAACCACAGUCAGGUCGGGAGAGAGCACCCUCGCACCGUCUAUACUCGGUCUGCUACAACCGUUCGACCAAGCAACCAGUCCGCCAAAUGCCGCUACGGGCACCGUAGGACUCUGGACCACAGUCACGAACGAUACGCAGAUCAUCAAUCACCUCUUGAACCUUUACUUCACUUACCACCACCCGAUCUGCCGGGUAAUACCAGAACCACUGAUCCGUGCGGACAUGACUACUGGCCGAACAACAUACUGCUCGCCGUUGUUGGUGAAUUCGAUGCUGGCUUUGGCGUGCACGCUUCAUGGUUCCCAGGACGAGAUGAAGCAAGGCAUCGAGGUCUGGCCGUCUGAAGAGGCAUUCACCAACGAGGCCGGGCGUUUGUUGGCUGAAGACCCCAAGCCGAGUCUGACGGCUGUCGCAGCAUUGACCGUUCUUGCAAUGAUCGAAAAUCUACACCUCCGCUAUCAGAGGGCCUGGAGGUAUUCAGGCCGUGCUUCACGUAUGGCACUAUUUCUUGGGCUUCAAAAGGAGGUGAAGAAUAAAGGGAACUCCUCAAUCCCGGACGCAGAAAGCAGCAUGCUUGCUGCGGUCCGUCACCAGCUGUUCUGGGUCUGCUUUCAGGUCGACCAAAUGAGUUCGAGCAAUGCCGGAUGGCAGCCACAAAUUGCGGGCGCCGAUAUCACCGUCGAGUUUCCACGCAUUGGUAACCCUGGAGACUCUGAAUCAUGGCCACCUACUCCAGCGCUUGCGCCAUUCCUGAUUCCGGGAGACCAUACUAGCUGUGCUUUCUAUCUCAUCGAACUUUCGAAGGUGGUUAAUGCACUUCUGAUCGAGUCGAAAUCCCUGCUGCUCAAUCAGGGACGUGUUGAUGUCAGGACUUGGGCAUCCAGGUACCACGCUUGGUACGAGAGUCUCCCCAACUCGCUUGCUGUGGCCGAAAAAGGUCCUGCUCACGUCAUAGCGAUGCAUAUGUGGUACCAUUCCAGCAUCAUCCGGACCUCUCAACCAAUGCUGGCAUUUGGUCGUGGUGAGUACAACAUGGCAUCUGUGAUGUGCCAACAGGCCGCCAUAACGAUUAUGGAUCUUUUAAGCUGCUAUCGAAGUCUGUAUGGCUUGACAGGCAUGAAUGCCUUGGUUGUUCAAGCUGCACUCGACGCGUAUUCUGUCCACCUCCAGGCAUUCCCCACCACUUCUAAUGAGCUCUUGACCGUGAUUGAAACUUUUCAACAGCUUUCCACGGGACAAGCAUGGGCUCGAACAUCAUUGAGAAGGUUGGAGGGUCAGAUUCUGCAGUCUCAAAUUGCGGACCCAGCAGCGGUAGUCGACGCGCUAUUUAGCAGAAGCGACCCGAUACCACCGUCACUGACACAGCCGGCGUGUUCGUUCACCGGAUACCAAUCGGCAUGUUUCGAGCAAGCCGAACCAUGCGUUAAUGUCAACACUGAGCCGGGGUAUGAUUUUCUUGCAAGUGUCGCACCUGGACCGCCUCCUCCACAGAGCGAUUAUUUCUUCUUGCCUUUCGCUCGAAGCUAG
This is a messenger RNA of Exophiala viscosa, 1980 nucleotides long. RefSeq names its product fungal-specific transcription factor domain-containing protein. Bases 1 to 1980 code for a protein of 659 amino acids. The record is from RefSeq and is a predicted model, not a curated record. Gene Ontology annotation, biological process: regulation of DNA-templated transcription; DNA-templated transcription. The transcript has 3 exons. Lineage: Eukaryota; Fungi; Ascomycota; Eurotiomycetes; Chaetothyriales; Herpotrichiellaceae. Gene Ontology annotation, molecular function: zinc ion binding; DNA-binding transcription factor activity, RNA polymerase II-specific; DNA binding.